This is a messenger RNA of Cornus florida, 3226 nucleotides long. Its product is annotated as gamma-tubulin complex component 4 homolog. Bases 432 to 2681 code for a protein of 749 amino acids. The record is from RefSeq and is a predicted model, not a curated record. The transcript is spliced from 17 exons. Lineage: Eukaryota; Viridiplantae; Streptophyta; Magnoliopsida; Cornales; Cornaceae. Gene Ontology annotation, cellular component: gamma-tubulin complex; spindle pole; centrosome. Gene Ontology annotation, biological process: cytoplasmic microtubule organization; meiotic cell cycle; mitotic cell cycle. Gene Ontology annotation, molecular function: microtubule minus-end binding; gamma-tubulin binding.
UUAUUUUUAAAACGCUCGACCUAAGCGGCUAAGCGUCAGUUCCGGUUCCUCUAUCACAAUUAAUCUUGCUGUAAGGAAUUUCAUGUACAUUGUUUGGAAAUCGAAUUCUCAAAGAAGUCGCAGAAGAUGUCACGGAGCAAUCGGUGAGUCUUUUGGACGAGAACAAACUCCAAAGUUUUUGUUCGGAUUGUGAAGGGUUUAGGGUUUCGAAAGCUCGAAAGUGAAUCGGUUGGUCAAGAGCCAGUGAGAAAUUCAUACUGUGAACUUGCGAUGGAAUUACGUGUGGCAAAUUUGGAUUCGAUUCCAUUGUUCGAGUUCAAGAUCCGUCAGAUUUUAUAAGUCUCUAAUAUUUAACAAAAAAUAAUAAAAAUAAAAAAUCGUCUCUCACUCUGGUGUGCGAGUGCAUUCAUUCGUAAUACAAGAGAUCAUCGAUGCUGCACGAACUCCUACUGGCACUCUUAGGUUACACUGGAGAUCUCAUAAUCGACGAAAGGGAACACCAGAGAUCUCUCGGCGGCAUCCAAUUAUCUCCCGAUGCACCCAUCUCCGACGAACGCACGUUCAAGCUUGCUCCCGACAUCUCUUUUAUAGAACCCAGCGAAAGGGAUGUCAUUGAGAGGAUAAUCACAUUAGGGUUUUACUACAGAGAGCUCGAUCGCUUUGCAACUAAAUCCCGGAAUUUAAGUUGGAUAAGGUCUGGGAAUGAGUCUCCUUUGUCUCGAACAUCUGAAUUAUUGAAAGGGAAAAAGAAGCAUAGUGUGUACCGAAGGGCCAUUGCUAAUGGCAUUGUUGAGGUGCUGUCUGUCUACAGAUCAGCCGUUCUACAUAUUGAACAAAAAUUGUUGUCAGAUUCUAUGCCCAUCUUGGCAACAGUCACCCAAGGCCUCAAUAAGUUUUUUGUUCUUCUGCCACCUCUUUACGAGCUCAUUCUAGAGAUUGAGCGUGAUGGUAUUUGUGGAGGACGACUUCUUAACCUUUUGCACAAACGAUGCCACUGUGGGGUGCCUGAAUUGCAGACAUGCAUUCAGAGGCUUCUUUGGCAUGGGCAUCAAGUCAUGUACAAUCAACUUGCUUCCUGGAUGAUUUAUGGAAUUCUUCAUGACCAGCAUGAAGAAUUUUUUAUUAGCAGGCAGGAAGACAGAGAUGCAGAACAUGACUCAUCUCAUCCAGAUGUGCUUGAAAAGUUGGCACAAAUGUCAACUAAUGAUACAUCUCUGACAGAUUGGCACUUAGGGUUUCAUAUUUCUCUGGAUAUGCUACCGGAGUAUAUUCCCAUGCGUGUUGCAGAAUCCAUUCUUUUCUCUGGAAAAGCAGUCAGGGUUCUUCGGAAUCCAAGUCCUGCCUUCCGAUUCCAGGAUGAUUCAUCUCAUCAACGGAUGCCUAGAGGCCUGCAAAGAAGUCAAGGAUUUACAGGGCGCAUUUCUUUCCAGAAGGAACCCUUCUUAGAUACACAGUUAAUUGGAGAAGAAUUGCUUCCACAAUCUGAGGCUGAUAAGAUUGAAGCUAUGCUUCAAGACUUGAAGGAAUCUUCUGAGUUCCACAAAAGAUCAUUUGAGUGCGCCAUUGACUCGAUUCGGUCUAUUGCAGCCACUCAUCUUUGGCAGCUUGUGGUUGUGCGUGCUGACUUAAAUGGUCACUUAAAGGCCCUUAAAGACUACUUUCUUUUAGCGAAAGGUGAUUUCUUCCAGAGUUUUCUUGAGGAAAGUCGCCAAUUGAUGCGUCUACCACCUCGCCAAUCCACCGCUGAAGCUGAUCUUAUGGUCCCGUUUCAUCUCGCUGCAAUAAAGACUAUUGGUGAUGAAGAUAAAUACUUUUCAAGGGUGUCCUUACGGAUGCCUUCUUUUGGAAUUAUGGUUAAACCCUCCCAAGUGGAUUUGCCAAAGGCAAAAGCUUACACUAAUGGAGACUCAGGUGCACUCUCAGAAACUUUUUCAGAUAUGUCCCUUGAUGGUUGGGAUGCUAUUGCCCUUGAAUAUUCUGUUGAUUGGCCCUUGCACUUGUUUUUUACACAAGAAGUGCUCUCCAAGUAUCGCAGGAUCUUCCAAUAUUUGCUCCGGCUUAAGCGAACGCAAAUGGAAUUGGAAAAAUCAUGGGCUUCUGUGAUGCAUCAAGAUCACACAGAUUUUGCCAGACGUCGUAAUGACCGUAUGAAAUGCUCAUUGACUCAGCAGAGACGACAACGCUUUAGGCCAAUGUGGCGUGUUAGGGAGCAUAUGGCCUUCUUGAUUAGAAAUCUUCAAUUUUAUAUCCAGGUGGAUGUGAUAGAAUCUCAGUGGAAUGUUUUGCAAGCUCAUAUUCAGGAUUCUCAUGAUUUCACUGAACUGGUGGGCUUCCAUCACGAAUACUUAUCAGCUUUAAUUUCACAAUCUUUCUUGGACAUUGGCUCUGUAUCAAGGAUACUGGACAGCAUAAUGAAACUUUGCCUGCAGUUCUGCUGGAACAUUGAGAACCAAGAAAGCAGUGCAAAUACUGUUGAACUGGAUCAUAUAACUGAGGAAUUUAACAAGAAAUCGAACUCCUUGUACACUAUACUGCGAAGUAGCAGGCUUGCUGGGAGUCAGCGAGCUCCAUUUCUUAGGCGUUUCCUUUUGCGUCUAAACUACAAUUCCUUCUUUGAGGCAACUGCUAGAGGGGUGCUGAAUGUUGUCAGACCACGCCCCACACUCCCGGUUUUGCACUAACAAUUGCAUGUCUUCCCUGAUUUCAGAAGCCGCCUGACUAAGAUGUGGUUUCUCACGUGACUGUUGAAAUUUAGGUGAUGCUUUGUUAGCUUAGCGUACGGGUGUAAUUCAGUUCCCAGCUUGAUGAUGUCAGGUUUCCAUCCUUGGCAGUUAGGUAGCACUUCAAGCAGAUCUGGUUUAAGAGGUAUUGUUAGAGCUUCCGGUGAUUUUCCUGUGCAAGCCAGGAGGUGUUUUAGGUGGCUGGUUUAGGCUCUUGGGUCCAGUCCCUAUUCUGGUUGAUCAUCCCUGGGUUAUGAUUUCUGGUUGAUGGUUGCAUUUAUGAAAGGGUAUGGUUCCCCACCAGCCCGCCUCUCACAGUCAUGGGAAGUGCGAGUUUUUGGGCUGUGUGCGUAGGUUUUCCUGUAAAAAAAUUGUGAUGUGUUAUUUUUAUUGUUUUGUUAUAAUUCCUUUUUGUUGGUAAAUAUAUUAUUAUUUCUCAGGGAUUUAUAACUUGUAUGUUUUGCAACGUUUGGAGUUGUCUCCAUGAAAGGCACGACUUCUCGCUA